CAUAUCAUUGUACAUUCACUUUAUUUCUGUGUGCUAGAACCAGACUGAGGCCACAGAAAAGCAGAUGAAAGAGGAGUUUGAGCAGCUGCGGGAGUUCCUGCAGAAGGAGGAGACGGCUCGGAUGGCCGCCCUGCUGAAGGAGGAUGAGGAGAAGAAGGAGCUGGCGAAGAAGAAGUCAGAGAACAUCACCAGAAGUAUCUUCACCUUUUCUCACGCUGUCAUUGCCAUUGAGAACGAGAUUGGUUCCAGUGAUGCUCUCUUCCUUAAGAAUUACGCCAACACAAAGAAAAGAGCACAGAUCCGACCGAAUAUCCCUGAAAAGGUGUGGAAGGACGCUCUUAUAAAUGUGGCCGAGCAUGUCGGUUCCCUCAAGUACCAUGUGUGGGAGAAGAUGGCCGAGCUGGUUCAGUACACGCCCAUCACCCUGGACCCCAACACCGCCUACCCCUGGUUGUCCCUCUCCUCGGACCUGACCUGCGUCACUAACAGCGGAUGCCUCCAGAAUGUCCCGGACAAUCCUGAACGUUUCGGCCAUUUUGUGUUCCUGCUGGGGUCAGAGGGCUUCACCUCGGGCCGCCACGCCUGGGAGGUGGAGGUGGGGGACAAGGCGGACUGGAUGCUCGGGGUGGUCAAGGAGACCAUCGACAGGAAAGGCCGCAUUUCAGGUUGUCCCGAAGGUGGCUUUUGGAUGAUCGCGCACUACGAGGGCGAGUACUCGGCCAUGACGAGGCCCAGCACCCCGCUGCACCUGCAGGGGGAGCUGACCCGGGUCAGGGUGCAGCUGGACUUUGACUCCGGACAGGUGAUCUUCUCCAACCCUGUGAGCAUGAUGCCCAUCUACACCUUCAACGAUUUCUUUACUGAGAAGAUUUACCCCUUUUUCUGCCCUGGAGCCAACAUCAAUGGGAAUAACCCCAACCCGCUGAAGAUCUGCACCGCUAAGGUGGCUGUGUGGAACAGUGCUACAUGGUGAUUUUGAAA
Notothenia coriiceps (black rockcod) is the source of this 981-nucleotide messenger RNA. Its product is annotated as zinc-binding protein A33-like. Gene Ontology annotation, molecular function: protein binding. The record is from RefSeq and is a predicted model, not a curated record. The transcript has 4 exons. Lineage: Eukaryota; Metazoa; Chordata; Actinopteri; Perciformes; Nototheniidae. Bases 65 to 973 code for a protein of 302 amino acids.